Messenger RNA from Beta vulgaris subsp. vulgaris (sugar beet), 1364 nucleotides. Its product is annotated as expansin-A10. The record is from RefSeq and is a predicted model, not a curated record. The coding region runs from base 128 to 883 and encodes 251 amino acids. Gene Ontology annotation, biological process: plant-type cell wall organization. Lineage: Eukaryota; Viridiplantae; Streptophyta; Magnoliopsida; Caryophyllales; Amaranthaceae. The transcript has 3 exons. Gene Ontology annotation, cellular component: extracellular region.
CCGCCUACCCCGCUCUCAAUUUUACUCACCUCAUUUCACAAUCACAAAUCCUCUUUAUUUCUCUCACCUCUUUUGCAACUUCCAACCUCUAAACUUCCUUUAGUACACUUCACUAAAGGAACCAAACAUGUCUAACCUUAUUCCUCUUGUCCUCACUAUUUUCUCUCUCCUCUCCUUCUCCUCCGUUGCUCACCCCGUCGGUGGAGGCUGGACAGAUGCUCACGCCACCUUCUACGGUGGCGGAGACGCCUCUGGCACAAUGGGAGGAGCAUGUGGGUACGGGAAUUUGUAUAGCCAAGGCUACGGCACAAACACUGCAGCGUUGAGCACAGCUCUGUUCAACCAGGGCUUGAGCUGCGGUGCUUGUUUCGAGAUGCGGUGUGUAAGUGACGCAAAAUGGUGUUUACCUGGCUCAAUUGUUGUCACUGCUACCAAUUUCUGCCCACCAAACAAUGCCUUACCUAACAACGCAGGAGGCUGGUGUAACCCUCCUUUGAGGCACUUUGACCUUGCUCAGCCUGUUUUUCAGCAAAUUGCUCAUUACAAGGCUGGAAUUGUCCCUGUUUCCUUUAGAAGGGUACCAUGCAGAAAGAAGGGGGGAAUCAGAUUCACAAUAAACGGUCAUUCAUAUUUCAACCUGGUAUUAAUCACCAACGUCGGAGGUGCAGGUGAUGUUCAUGCAGUUUCAAUCAAAGGGUCUAGAACUAACUGGCAAUCUAUGUCCAGAAACUGGGGUCAAAAUUGGCAAAGCAACUCUUUCCUUAACGGUCAAAGCCUUUCCUUUAAGGUCACCGCCAGUGACGGCCGCACCGUCACCGCUCUUAACGUGGCUCCUCCUAAUUGGUCCUUUGGCCAGACCUAUCACGGUGGCCAGUUCCAUUAAAAUAUAAAUAUUAGAUAUUUUUACUAGAUAAUUAAGUGUAGAUUUUCUUUGUGUGGGUCCAAAUUAAGGGUUAAUUUUAGGGUAACCCUUAUCAUAGUAUAUCAGUCAGUCCUGAAUUAAAAAAGAAAAAUUGAUUUGGGCUUUCUUUUAUCUCACUAAGCCCAUAUCUUUUUUUCUUGUUUUUUUAUUCAGUAAUGGGUCAUUUUAUUUCUGUCCUUGUAUUUUUAUGGGACAGAAUUUGGGCCGGGGUGGGCUUUUACCACCCGCCCAUUUAAAUUUAUCUUUUUUUUUUUCGGGUUGGAAAUUGGAGAAAUUAUUAGGGUUUGGUUUGAAAUUUGAAGUUUAGUAGUAAUUAGUGUGUUUUGGUUGGUGUUGAAGCGAAAUCAAGUGUAAUCACUGCUUCUGCAGUUAGAAUUAUGUACUUUGCGAGUGUGUGUUUAAUACUUGUUACUAAAUUUAUGAAGAGACGUUGUUAGGUUAA